AUGUCUUCUAUUGGAACUGGGUACGACCUCUCGUCGACGACGUAUUCGCCGGACGGGCGGGUGUUCCAGGUGGAGUACGCGUCCAAGGCUGUGGACAACUCGGGCACUGCGGUGGGCAUUCGCGUCUCGGAUGGGGUGGUGUUUGGGGUGGAGAAGCUCCUCAUCUCGCCGAUGCUCCUGCACGGCUCGAACCGUCGGGUGUCGACCAUUGGCCGGCACAUUGGAGUCGCGUCGUCGGGCCUUGUGGCCGACGCACGGGCGCUCAUCAACCGCGGUAACCAGGAGGCAAACGCGUGGAAGUCGACGUACGGCGAGGAGAUCUCGGUCAAGGUCCUCACUGAGCGGCUGGCCUCGUUUGCGCAAGUCUACACGCUGUACGGCGGUGUGCGCCCGUUCGGCUGUGCCCUGCUCCUCGGCUCGUGGACCGAGGCCGCGGGCCCGCAGCUGUACAUGAUCCAGCCGUCCGGCGAGGCGUACGGCUACUUUGGCGUUGCCGUCGGCAAGGGCAAGGCCGCGUGCAAGACCGACAUCGAGAAGCUUGACCUCGAGUCGAUGACCUGUGAGGAGGCUGUUGUUGAGAUCGCCAAGAUGAUUCACUCUGUCCACGACUCGGACAAGGACAAGGAGUACGAGCUUGAGCUCUCGUGGGUCUGCCGCGCCUCAGGCGGCCGCCACCAGCUCGUCCCGGCCGAGCUGCGCGACUCGGCGCUCGCAAUAGCGACGGCCGAGUCCUCCGACGACGACUCGUCGUCUGAUGACGACUGAUGCGCGUGCCUCUGUGUUGUGUCUUUGCGAGUGAGCGCAAGACAAGUAGCCGGAAUGAAAACGAAUCCCCA
Messenger RNA from Thecamonas trahens ATCC 50062, 836 nucleotides. Its product is annotated as proteasome subunit alpha type-3. NCBI's taxonomy places the organism in Eukaryota, Apusomonadida, Apusomonadidae. The transcript is spliced from 2 exons. Gene Ontology annotation, cellular component: nucleus; proteasome core complex; proteasome core complex, alpha-subunit complex. The record is from RefSeq and is a predicted model, not a curated record. Bases 1 to 765 code for a protein of 254 amino acids. Gene Ontology annotation, biological process: ubiquitin-dependent protein catabolic process.